Pogona vitticeps (central bearded dragon) is the source of this 3246-nucleotide messenger RNA. It is a transcript of the gene KCNA6, whose product is annotated as potassium voltage-gated channel subfamily A member 6. Gene Ontology annotation, biological process: protein homooligomerization; action potential; potassium ion transmembrane transport. The record is from RefSeq and is a predicted model, not a curated record. Lineage: Eukaryota; Metazoa; Chordata; Lepidosauria; Squamata; Agamidae. Gene Ontology annotation, molecular function: delayed rectifier potassium channel activity; protein binding. Gene Ontology annotation, cellular component: membrane; voltage-gated potassium channel complex.
UCCCCCAAGGGGGGCCGGCAGGCUGGGCUCGUUCCCGGCGCUUCGGAGCACUACCUCGCCUGCCUGUGGCGCCUUUGGGGAUGCGAGGGGCGGAGGAGUCGCCUCUGCCUCUGUCGCCGCCGCCGCCGCCGCCGCCCAUGCCCAUGCCCAUGCCCAUGGCCGCUCCCCAGGCUCUCGCUGGUGGCCGCGGAGAGGCGCCGGAGGACGAGCCGGCGCGAGCCGAGGAGGAGGAGGAGAGAAGCAGCAGCUGCUGCUGUAGUAGCGAGCGCCUGGUGAUCAACAUCUCCGGGCUGCGCUUCGAGACGCAGCUGCGCACCUUGGCCGUCUUUCCGGACACGCUGCUGGGCGACCCGAGCCGCCGGGUGCGCUACUUCGACCCGCUGCGGAACGAAUACUUCUUCGAUCGCAACCGGCCCAGUUUUGAUGCCAUCCUUUAUUACUACCAGUCCGGCGGGAGGCUUCGCAGACCCGUCCAUGUGCCCUUGGACAUCUUCAUGGAGGAGAUCCGCUUUUAUCAGCUGGGCCAGGAGGCCAUCGAGACCUUCCGAGAGGACGAAGGCUUCAUUCAGGAGGAAGAGAAACCCCUGCCCCAGCAGCACUUCCAGCGCCAGGUGUGGCUGCUCUUUGAGUACCCGGAGAGCUCUGGCCCCGCGAGGGGUAUCGCCAUCGUCUCGGUUUUAGUCAUCCUCAUCUCUAUUGUCAUCUUCUGCCUGGAGACCUUGCCUGAAUUUCGCCAGGAGAGUAAAGGGCCAUCUGUGAAUUACGGAGAUAGCAGCCAAAUGGGCUUUCAAGAGAACCUCCAGGAGGAGGACCUCUUUUUCUUAGUCCCCCAUCAGCCUGGCAGAGGGACUCCAACACCUGUUCCACCCCAGAUGGGUGCCAGUCCAUUUUUCACUGACCCUUUCUUCCUCAUUGAAACGCUUUGCAUCAUCUGGUUCUCAUUUGAGCUGCUGGUCCGCUUCUUUGCCUGCCCCAGCAAGCCUGAGUUCUCCAGGAACAUCAUGAACAUCAUUGACAUUGUCGCCAUCAUCCCUUACUUCAUCACUUUGGGCACUGAAUUGGCACAAGAGCAACAGAAGAAGGAGCAGCCGGGCAGCACCGGCAAUGGAGGGCAACAGCAAGCCAUGUCUUUAGCCAUCCUGAGGGUCAUCCGCCUGGUCCGGGUCUUCCGGAUCUUCAAGCUCUCCAGGCAUUCCAAGGGGCUGCAGAUCCUUGGAAAGACCCUGCAAGCCAGCAUGAGGGAACUGGGGCUGCUGAUCUUCUUCCUUUUCAUUGGAGUGAUUCUGUUCUCCAGCGCUGUGUAUUUCGCUGAGACUGAUGACCCUGACUCUUUGUUCACGAGCAUCCCUGAUGCCUUCUGGUGGGCAGUAGUGUCCAUGACCACUGUUGGCUAUGGAGACAUGUAUCCUAUGACUAUUGGGGGCAAGAUUGUUGGGUCAUUGUGUGCCAUCGCUGGUGUGCUGACAAUUGCCCUUCCGGUCCCUGUCAUUGUAUCCAACUUCAAUUACUUCUACCACCGAGAGACGGACCAAGAAGAGCAGUCCCAGUAUUCUCAUGUCACUUGUGGCCAGCAGCAGUCUCCCUUCUCUGAGUCCAAAAAGGAGGUCAGCUGCAACCAGUCUCUCAGCAAGUCUGACUUCCUGGAUGCAGAGGAGGUAGAAUCCUUGAAAUAUGCUAACUGGAUUCCAACCACCAACCAGGCUUAUAAAGAGAAUAAAUUGUUGACAGAAGUGUGAUCGGCUCGCUCUUGGGAUGUGAGGAAGGCCUGGGAGGGUCUCUACAGCUCUGUCGAGCUCAGAGCAGCCGGCUGGCUCUCAGCUGUGUAGCUUCCAAUGGCAGUCAGCCAGCUAGCCAGUCGUUUCCAUGCUUUAGAAGUGAAGGGAUCACAGAAACGCUCAUCUGCCUGGAUGGAAAUUACUUGUGCUUCUUGAAGGAAAACGGCUGCUGAUUUGGAUUCCUCAUUUGCUUUGCCUCAUUAGCUUCUGUAAUCAGUUGCUUUAUUCUCUCGUACAGUCACACAGGAGCACUGGUUGUGUAUCUGUUAUCAAUACCUUCCUCGAGGUGAGAAAAAUUAGUUUCAGCAGCUGCCCUAUGAGGAUAUUAUCUCGUCUAGAAACAGCGGUAGACCAAGCCAAGCAGUGGGAUUAGGUGUCGGCUGCAUGGGCUUUGGACACCUCUGGCUGAGACUGUGUCCAGGAGUUUCCUGCCCAGUAAUACAUCCUUUGCUGCUAAAUUAUUUCCAGCCUUUGAACUGUUGCCUUCGAGUGAGGGAAGCUCUGUAUCUAGAACUGUAGUGUGUAAUGUCACACUUUUUUUCCCCAAAAAUUGUGUCGUAUCAUGGCAGGCUUGUUUGUGGAUGUACAGCUCUGAAAAACAGAUUUGGUUGUGGUGAAACUCAAUGUUCACUUGUGGCUAACUAGGGGGAAAAGGAGGGGCUCGAGUGCUUUUUGCCAUCCAUGUGAAGAUUAAUUCUGCCCAUUUUCCUUCCCCCAUCUUCUCUGCAUUUUACUAUAUGCAAUAAGAGCAUAAUAUAUGCAACAGGGGAAAUAACAUUUCUGUGGGGUUUUCCCCUGAUGUUAGUUUACGUUCUAUACGACUGAACUGAGUGACAGGCAGAGGAUGUAUUCCACACUUUCUCUUUGGAGAAGCAGAAUCUGGGAUGGAGGAGGGAUGUUUGGUUUCUCCAACAGAAGCUCCUUUCCCCUGCUCCAUACAAGUGAAGGGACAUUUUCUUGCCAUUUACUGUAAUGGGGAGAAAAAGGUUGUGAUCAUGGAAAGGUAUUUGUAUUAAUCAUCUUCGGUUUUGGAGUCUGUAAUUUGAAGGAGUGAGAGAGGAGAGCUGCAUCUCCCCACCCUGCAUAGAAGAUUUCCUAUUAGCCUGGAGUGGCUGGAAUUGUGGUUGCAAUCUGCUGAGCCCCUCCUAUCAAAAACAGUGAACGAAGAACAGCAAAGCCAGUCCUUGUUAUUACUACUCUGUGUGCAGCAUGCAUUGAACUUUUAAGCCUACAUUACUUCAUUUUUUUAUUCCAAGACCAUGUCUGUGGACCAGAUUACCAUAUUCUAGCUGGAGAGAACAGUAUGAAAUGUAAAGCACUCCAAAUGAAACUUAUGUUACAUCCUAUGUGUCUUGUUUUUGAAUAGAUUUUGUGGUAGGUUGAGUGUUUGAAGUGGUGAAGAUAUAUAUAAGAUUAAAAGGGCUAAUGCAGUGAUGUUAAAUUGUAUGUUAUAGAUAGCAUGCCAUUAGAA